AUGUUAGUAACUAUUAGUUUUAUUAUUGUUCUAUAUAUAUUUUAUCGUUUAUAUAAACAUUUAUUUCCAGCACCAAAUAUUAAUCCAAAUGUUAAAUAUGUUCUUAUUAGUGGUUGUGAUAGUGGAUUUGGUCAUGGAUUAGCUAUUGAACUUGAUAAACAAGGAUUCAAUGUUUUUGCUGGUGUUUAUAUUCCUGACAGUAUAAUAUCUCUUAAAGAAAAACUUUCAUCAAGAGCUACGCUUUUUCGUCUUGAUAUUACUAAACAAGAAGAUAUUGAUGCUGCAUUUGACCUACUAUGGAAAAGUGUAUAG
This is a messenger RNA of Rotaria sp. Silwood2, 312 nucleotides long. Lineage: Eukaryota; Metazoa; Rotifera; Eurotatoria; Philodinida; Philodinidae. The record is from the annotation of a GenBank genome assembly.